UCGUGAACGAACGUCGUACUGUAAUAUCGAGCGCUAUCCCGGCACACUCAUUAGUUAGAUGACUUGGCUACGACGACAGGCGACUGUUUGGCCCGAAGCCCUCGCCUGAUAUUAACUACACCUGGGUAGCAGCCACGUUAGACAAGAUGGAUAACUUUCACGGUUUCAGUAAUAUGGGUAAUGGCUGGCAGAGUAAUAUGAGUUCGUUAGGCUACCCAAAUGGAUUUUCACAAGCAUCGUUCAGCACCAACUCGACGCUCGGGGUUAUCAAUCAAUUCAAGGUCAUGGCUGCAAAUUCGAUACGGCAAUCAACAAUCAUCCUCUCCGCUUUCAAUACGGUAUCGGCUUUCGCGACGGCAGCCGGUAUUUACUAUGACAGCUACACAAGAGCAAAACGGUCAAAUCCAGACGGCAAGCAGAAAGUCAAUGCUUUCCGCUGUGUUCAGGGGCCCGCAACAUAUCCCUUCCUGCUAUCUUUAGGAAUCACGAUCCAAGGCAUCAUAUUUGCCGUCGCUCAAUCAUACGGCUUAAAUAGUAUUUUCCUACGGGGAUGCUCUUUAAUAUCACAGCUCAUGUGGCCUACGAUCUUCAUCGUACCAUACAUCCAGCUGGUCUUCGGGCUGGAAGUUACCAUUCGAGCUCUACGAAGCAGACCAUUCCUUCCAAGAAGCAAGUGGAAUGUUCCGAUCUGUCUCAUCGUGAUCAAGGUCCUCUUAUUAGCGACCGGCUUAGUGGGCUACUUUGUUCAGCCUCCCAAUUUCUGCUUUGCUUCGCUCUUCUGGUUCGUAGCCAAAUGGGCUGAAGGCGGCUUCGUGAUACUACUCCUUAUCGCAACCACUUUAGCGAUCUGCGCCGUCAUUAUCUUUUUAAAGUUAACAAGGCACUCGACGAUCGAAGAUUCUGAGCGGAUUAGCGCUUCUAGGAUGGUGUACUUCCUUAUUUUAGCAGUUGUAACCAACGCCUUGAUCGUCCCGUUCUUUAUAUCACUUACUUUCUCGAAUCCUAUGGAGGAUAGUGGCAGUUCCGGGUUGACACUAUCGAUGAUUUCAACAGUCGUGGCGAAUGUCUCGGGGCUUACAACCGGGGGUCUUCAUCUGUUUCUUCGAUCCAACAGCAUUGCUACCAUCGGUUCCAGCAGCAAAUUGGGCGAGUAUGAGCGGCAGAAGCUAAAACUUCAGUACGAAGCUGAAGCAGCAAACAGUAUGGACUUUAACGGUCACAUACUUAAACCAGUAUCCGGCCCUGUGUCUUUCUCGAAGACGGGAAGUGAGGAAAGCCUUAUAGGUGAGAAGAGCGACGCCAUGGAACGUGGCAUGAGUCCGUAUUCUAUGGAUUCUCCAAUGUACAGCCCGAUGAAACCGAACCCCUUAAGGUCCAACGCAGUAUUUGGAACUCCAAACUUCUCCUUUCCAAGAGCUCCAGAGCCCGUUCAAGUAUCUGCCAUCCCUUCGGCAAAUUCGCAUAGCCGGAAACCGUCAGCAUCUUACAAGCUCUUUCCUAACAAGAACCAAAACAACACUACCUCGGUUGCAUUAUUACCAUCAACUACCUACAACUCUAACCCCCAGCCAACUUUUACCAUAAACGGACUUCCACCCGACGAUGUAGACGACUUUCUCCAACCACCUCCAUCAAUACGAACCUCCUGGGGCGGCGGCAGCCGAGACUCCUCCAUGAGCUCAUCCACAACGGUUCAAAUAGGUAUACGUAUCUCAAAUAUCGCAGAUAUCGGCGCGAUGCAGAGCGAGGUUUCCACAGGCACCGAAAGAGUCUAUUCUAUAGACUGUCCCCAGGACGACCAGUCAAUGAAUGUUUAUCGGCCUGGUCCUCUCGCAGUCUCCAACGCAUCAAACAUCACACCACCGCAAAGCUCUUACUCAAGAGAUUCGAACAUAAAAGACUUCCCGCCGAUGGCCGCUAAGUCUCCUAAGUCCGAUGAUGAAGGAAGCGAAUGCACAUUAAAUCCGACUGUCUACGAUCCAAACAGUCCUACGAAAUCGAAAACACCCAGUCCUAAGGGAGUCGGGUUCAAUGUUCCCCGCAGAACAAACACCUCGCCCAUACAGGGCACGUCAACGCGAUUGCCCCCUCGAAACCGCGGUGAUUCGAGCGCUGCUUCAAACGGCAGGCCUAAUUGGAUCUGAAGUCUAUCAGACUAACGGACGCCACAGCACCUGUUUUUGAGGUUAUAGACAAAAAUGAUGAAUUGAUAUGUACUACUAGAACUCGGGUUUUCUUACUUGGAGAACCCUUCCUUCGUUCGUUAACUUUCCUCCAGCAGUAUCCUUUACACAUU
This is a messenger RNA of Daldinia caldariorum, 2296 nucleotides long. RefSeq lists its product as uncharacterized. NCBI's taxonomy places the organism in Eukaryota, Fungi, Ascomycota, Sordariomycetes, Xylariales, Hypoxylaceae. The record is from RefSeq and is a predicted model, not a curated record. The coding region runs from base 147 to 2144 and encodes 665 amino acids. The transcript is spliced from 4 exons.